Molecule: messenger RNA, 1055 nt
Organism: Amaranthus tricolor (Joseph's coat)
Lineage: Eukaryota; Viridiplantae; Streptophyta; Magnoliopsida; Caryophyllales; Amaranthaceae
Product: photosystem I reaction center subunit XI, chloroplastic
Exons: 2
Coding region: 268-915 (215 amino acids)
Biological process (GO): photosynthesis
Cellular component (GO): chloroplast thylakoid membrane; photosystem I reaction center; photosystem I
Source: RefSeq, a predicted model, not a curated record
CAAGCAUAGUGGAACGGAAGAACUAUUUGGAAUAUCUAUUUGUGAAGAUGAGAUUGGAUAAGGUAGGAUCCACCACUCAUGAGUCACCCAAUAAGAAAUCAAGGCAAUUAACCCACAACCAUGAAAUCCUAGUUCCAAGGAUAACCUGUCUUUAGCUUUCUCUCACUCCAAAUCUUUAACUUACUAUUAUUAGUUGCAACAUUCUUCUACUACGCUGAUCUCAAAUUAUUUUUACAUUUGUGAAUAGAAUCAUUAAGGGGGCUAAAAAUGGCUGCUACAACAUCACCAAUGGCUAGCCAAUUAAAGAGUGGUUUUACAACUAGAUCUCUUGUCAUUCCUAAGGGUAUUUCUGGCCCUGCCUUGAGAGGUUCCCCUACUUUUAGGAGGACUCCUUUUAUUAUCAAGGCUGUUCAAUCCGAAAAGAGAAAUUAUCAAGUAGUUCAACCACUAAACGGAGACCCAUUCAUUGGUGGGCUUGAAACCCCAGUUACAUCAAGCCCAUUGGUAGCAUGGUACCUUUCCAACCUUCCAGGCUACAGGACAGCAGUCAACCCACUUCUACGAGGAGUCGAAGUUGGGUUAGCCCAUGGGUACCUUCUAGUAGGCCCAUUUGUAAUGACAGGCCCAUUAAGAAACACAGAGUACAAAGGAAUAGCAGGAAGCUUGGGUGCAGCAGGACUUGUAAUAAUCCUAAGCAUAUGCUUAACUAUGUACGGAAUUGCAACCUUCAAGGAAGGAGAACCGUCAAUCGCUCCGUCUUUGACGUUGACUGGUCGGAAGAAGGUGGCUGAUCAGCUUCAAACCGCUGAUGGGUGGGCUAAGUUCACUGGUGGAUUUUUCUUUGGUGGUAUUUCUGGUGUUAUUUGGGCUUACUUUCUUUUGUACGUUCUUGACCUUCCUUACGUCUUCAAGUGAUUGAGUACGUGUUUUGGGUUCAUGAAUUAUAUGUUUUUGUGUUUGUAAGGACCUAAACUUAUAUUCUGAUCUGACGAUGGAACAAGAUUGUUGUAUAUUCAAGGAAAUACUUUAUUUAUCUUCUCUAUGCUCUUUUACUA